GGAUUGUGUGUAAACCUGAACACCCUGGACCAGGUCUCGCCUCUACAUGCAGCGUGCAUGCAAGGCCACACAGCCUGCGCCAAACUUCUGCUGGAAAACGGAGCAAAUGUUAACAGCCCCACUGUGGAUGGACAAACCGCCCUGUCAGAAGCGUGUGCCCGGGGUCAUGUGGCCUGUGUAUCGAUGCUACUUCAGCAUGGYGCAGACCCCCAGGGGACCAGCCCGUCCAGCUCUCCAACCCACCAGGCUGCAGCUAAAGAUCAAAGGCCACUCKGAGUCGAAACCCUGAUUCAGAACAGCGCAGACGUGGAUCAGCACACUGACACCAUGGGUUCUCCGCUUGCAUCAACCAGCAACUGAGCGCUGUAAGAAAACCGCUGCAGCUGGCUGAGACGAAAUCACACUUUUAAUCAGGGGUGUAAGAAAAUAUCGAUACACUGAAAUAUCGCGAUAUUUCAUUUCCCGAUACUGUAUCGAUAUUCUAAAGCC
Messenger RNA from Austrofundulus limnaeus, 489 nucleotides. RefSeq names its product ankyrin repeat and SOCS box protein 9. NCBI's taxonomy places the organism in Eukaryota, Metazoa, Chordata, Actinopteri, Cyprinodontiformes, Rivulidae. The record is from RefSeq and is a predicted model, not a curated record. Gene Ontology annotation, biological process: positive regulation of protein catabolic process; protein ubiquitination. Gene Ontology annotation, molecular function: protein binding.